Archocentrus centrarchus (flier cichlid) is the source of this 1311-nucleotide messenger RNA. Its product is annotated as arrestin domain-containing protein 3-like. Gene Ontology annotation, cellular component: plasma membrane; cytoplasm. Gene Ontology annotation, biological process: protein transport. Bases 9 to 1088 code for a protein of 359 amino acids. The record is from RefSeq and is a predicted model, not a curated record. The transcript has 6 exons. Lineage: Eukaryota; Metazoa; Chordata; Actinopteri; Cichliformes; Cichlidae.
AGUUGAAAAUGACCAUUAAAAACUUCUCAAUCGAAUACGAUGCCAUCAACAGCAAAAACAUCUUCACAAAUGGAGAUACCAUUAAUGGACGAAUUGUUGUGGAGGUGUCGGGUGAAACCAAAGUUCAAUCGUUGAUUUUUAGAGCACAAGGAAGAGCGAAGGUUGUCUGGACUGAACAUUACGGAGAGAAUCAAACCCACGUUUACUGGUCUAAUGAGGACUACUAUGAUGUCAAACAUGAUAUCUUGAGAAAAUCAAGACAAGUUGGCACUGAAGUCAUUAGUAAAGGAAGACACGUGUUUCCUUUUUCGUUCAGGAUUCCUAAUGGAAGACUCCCAUCGACCUAUAAAGGAGCCCAUGGCAAAAUUAUUCAUAAGGUGAAAGCAGAGCUGAAACAAUCAAUGAGGCUGACAAAAAAAGCUAAAGUCCACUUCCAGUUUGUAUCAAAGGCAGAUAUGGGUAUUCCUGGACUUCUGGAACCUCAGUAUGCCUUUAAGGAUAAAUCUGUCGGUGUUUUCGGCUCUGGAAAGGUUUCAGUGGAUGUCCAUACUAAGCAGAUGGGAUACAUGCAAGGUGAGGCUAUUGUGGUCACACUUGAAAUCAACAACAACUCAAAACGUUCAGUGAAGCCCAAAUUCAUACUGUAUGAGAAAAACAGUUUCUUCGCCCAGGGUCACAGGAAACUUUACAUGCAUGACAUCCUUAAGGAGAAGGCUGAGGCCAUUGAGGGAUCCUCUGGCAGAAAAACUGUGACCAAGGUGAUCAACAUCCCUAGAGACCUACCUCCCUCCAUCCUGAACAGCUCCAUCAUUAAGCUGGAGUACAGGCUGAAGGUCCAACUGGAUAUCAAAUGUGCCAUAGACCCAAAGAUCAAGCUCCCUAUAGUUAUCAUGCCUGGAGUUCCACAAAUGGAACAGCUGCAUGCUUCUGCUGCCAUUGGAUUUGUGAAUUUUCGGAACCCGGGAAAACCAGCCUGGGCAACUGUACCCCAGCAAGCACCACCCCAAUGUGCAGACCUUCCGCCUGCCUACGGAGCACAUGCGAUGUACCCCUCUUUCCCUCUUGAUGAUUACAAGACCACGUUAUGAAUAUCUGCCUCGAACGGGGACGUCACCAUUUUAGUCUUCCGAGCCUUAAACAUAGACUUGUGACAAAUAACUUAAUACAUACAAAAAAAGCAGAGCUGUGCUGUGUAGCAGCUGAUAAAGCUGCCGGCCACCUAGUCUUUGUUACUUUGCUUCCCCAGAUUAUCAAGAUGACAGUUAAUCAGAAAAUACUGAUUUUCACAUUAGCAGUUGUUCUCCCCUAACU